AUGCCGCUUUAACUGCUGCUCUAUCAUUGUAUGGUCUCAAACUUCAAUGGCUGCUGCGAAGAUAGGAAUCGGCGCGGGACUCGGCCUUCCCACCCGCCGAUUCUCAAUGGCCACACUCUCCUCCACCUCCCCCCAUCAACCUCACCCCGUCGUCUUCCUCAACCCUUGCUCGUCUUCGUCCGCUCGACGCCCUGACUCGCUUCGAACUCGUCCUUCCCUCUCCAGACUCCGAGCCUCCUCCGCCGACGCGCCUAGCUCCCCAGGCCAUGAUGUCGAGAAUGUUGUCAUUAUAGGUUCAGGCCCUGCAGGAUACACAGCAGCAAUAUAUGCAGCUCGUGCCAAUUUAAAACCCCUAGUCUUUGAAGGUUACCAAGUAGGUGGCGUUCCUGGCGGGCAGUUGAUGACCACCACUGAAGUGGAGAACUUUCCAGGAUUUCCAGAUGGGAUAACUGGUCCCGAUCUGAUGGACAAGAUGCGACGGCAAGCUGAGCGUUGGGGAGCAGAAUUGUUCCAAGAAGACGUUGAAGUUCUUGACGUUAAAAAUAGUCCUUUCACAGUCCAAAGCAGUGAACGUAAGGUCAAGUGCCACACAGUCAUAUUUGCUACUGGAGCUACUGCAAAGAGACUCAGGCUACCCCGAGAAGAUGAAUUUUGGAGUAGAGGAAUCAGUGCCUGUGCAAUCUGUGAUGGAGCCUCUCCUCUUUUUAAGGGUCAGGUCCUUGCUGUGGUAGGAGGGGGAGAUACAGCUACAGAAGAAGCAAUAUACUUGACUAAAUAUGGUCGUCAUGUGCACUUACUUGUGCGUAAGGCCCAACUAAAGGCUUCCAAAGCUAUGCAAGAUAGAGUGUUCAACAAUCCCAAUGUCACUGUGCACUUCAAUACAGAGACUGUGGAUGUCGUGAGCAAUCCAAAAGGUCAUAUGUCUGGAAUUCUAAUUCGAAAUAUGGAUACUGGGGAGGAGUCUGUGCUUGAUGCAAAAGGGCUAUUUUAUGGUAUUGGUCAUUCACCAAACAGCCAACUACUGGAAGGGCAAGUGGCACUUGACCACUCUGGCUACAUCUUAGUUAAAGAGGGUACUGCAAAAACUUCAGUUGAAGGUGUAUUUGCAGCCGGAGAUGUGCAGGAUCACGAAUGGAGACAAGCAGUAACAGCUGCUGGUUCUGGGUGCAUUGCUGCAUUAGCAGCUGAGAGAUAUCUUGUCAGCAAUGAUCUUCUUGUGGAGUUCCAUCAGCCUGCAUCUGAGGAGGUUAAGAAGGAAUUAACAGACAGGGAUGUUCAAGAGGGUUUUGAUAUCACAAUGACAAAGCAUAAAGGGCAGUAUGCUCUUCGAAAAUUGUACCAUGAAAGUCCGCGGCUUAUAUGUGUAAUAUAUACGGCACCAACAUGUGGCCCAUGUAGGACUCUGAAGCCAAUUCUUAGUAAGGUUAUUGACGAAUUUGAUCAGAAUAUACAUUUCGUUGAAAUUGAUAUAGAGGAAGAUCCAGAAAUAGCUGAAGCAGCUGGAAUCAUGGGAACACCAUGUGUGCAGUUUUUCAAAAACAAGGAGAUGCUUAGGACUGUGUCUGGAGUGAAAAUGAAGAGUGAGUACAGAGAAUUCAUCGAAGCAAAUAAAUAAUAGUUCAGACAUUCAAGAGAGAGGAGGAGGAUUGAUAGACACAUGCCCUCAUUUGGUGAUUCAUUUUUGUUUUCCAAACUGGUCAAGUGGAAAAUACUGUCAAUUUUGACAAUUGUUCCUUGAUCUAAUGAGCAACUUCACAGACUGUACAUGUAGAGCUUCGAACACUUCAUUACAGGUUUUUGACUGUUCAGUGUAUUUAAACUUGAACUGUGCAAGUCUCGAUUAUGAUCUCAGUGACAGUAUUAUGGCGAUUGGAUUGACUUUUAUUCAAGCAAGAAUACUAAUUUCAGAUUUUAUCA
Molecule: messenger RNA, 1917 nt
Organism: Prosopis cineraria
Lineage: Eukaryota; Viridiplantae; Streptophyta; Magnoliopsida; Fabales; Fabaceae
Product: thioredoxin reductase NTRC-like
Exons: 10
Coding region: 47-1615 (522 amino acids)
Biological process (GO): removal of superoxide radicals
Cellular component (GO): cytoplasm
Molecular function (GO): thioredoxin-disulfide reductase (NADPH) activity
Source: RefSeq, a predicted model, not a curated record